UUAAAAUUGAGAUCUGUACACACCGAUGCUCGGUUUUUUGUGCAUGCCUUAGCCUAAGUCACAGCCAUUUGUGAGCUAAUAAAAUGCUUAAGGAAAGCAAGGUGUCCAAGUUAUAAGGAGUAAGGGGGGGUUCAUUUAAGUAAAUUUAUUCAUUUUCGGGUCUCAUCAUUGUACUAUUCAGUGAAUGAGAUGUGUUCUAUAAAUUGGGGCUUUUGAUUUUGAAAGAAAUUCAGGAACUCAGGCUCGGUGCUGAAAGUCCACGACAACGCAAGGUAUCUGCGAUUCUGGCUCAAAGCAGGUCAAGGCAAAGUGUGUAUGACCACAGAGAUUUUUGGAAUGGAGCCAGGAGAAGGGACUACCGUCUCAUAUACAACUGGUAGAACAUCCACCACAGCAGAAACCACUAUACCAACUGCUUCUACUACUGCUAAAAUAGCAUCCGCCGCUACCACAGAAUCUAUCACAGCGGAAACCACUAAAUCAACAAAGAACUCUGUGACUACCGUCUCCUAUACCACUACUAGAACAUCCACCGCUGCAGAAACCACCACGCCCGCUGAUGUUGACAUUAUGACAACCGAGGACUAUGUGACUACCAUCUCCUAUACCACUACCGGAACAUCCACCACUGCAGAAACCACCACGCCCGCUGAUGUUGACAUCAUGACAACCGAGGACUAUGGAAAACAACAACUCUAUCGCUAUGCUGCCUAUGCUCUCGCCGGAAUUGUUUUGGUCUUCCUCAUCAUAAUUGGCGCACUAAUAAGGCGGUUAAGACAAGCUGUGAGGACCGGUAGAAACAUUGUUACAGACCAUGAUAUCCCUGUCUCACCUGCUGAACGGCAAGAGUCAGAGUCUGGUCACUAUAUGGAACUCAGGCCUCCUCAAAUGCAGUCACCUGAACCUACGUAUGAGUCAUUGCAAAGCAGAUACUCGACUCAUUAUUACAGCAAUGUAGGAUUUGUGGGGGAAAAAUCAGGGAAUGAUGAUAUUAGAGUUUAUGAAAAUGUUGAGUCAGGUGGUAUCGUCUGAAAUUAAAGUUUAGAUAUCACAUCAAAUUUUCCAACACAAAUUUAAGUGAUCCUACAAUCUUAUUGGUUCGUGGUGUGGGUGAACUUCUCUAAUUUGUCCCAAUAACUAGGAAACAAACGUUAUCUUGAUAUAGUUGAGUGCAAUAUCUUUAUUCGAAAGAAAAAUAAAGGAAUUUGA
Molecule: messenger RNA, 1209 nt
Organism: Pocillopora verrucosa
Lineage: Eukaryota; Metazoa; Cnidaria; Anthozoa; Scleractinia; Pocilloporidae
Source: RefSeq, a predicted model, not a curated record